This is a messenger RNA of Sciurus carolinensis (gray squirrel), 6759 nucleotides long. It is a transcript of the gene Memo1, whose product is annotated as mediator of cell motility 1. The transcript is spliced from 9 exons. The record is from RefSeq and is a predicted model, not a curated record. NCBI's taxonomy places the organism in Eukaryota, Metazoa, Chordata, Mammalia, Rodentia, Sciuridae. Bases 386 to 1279 code for a protein of 297 amino acids.
GGCUCGGGGAGGCCAACCGGGAGGGGAGGGGGCCGUGGGGGCGGCUCAGCGGAACCAGCCCCGGCUGGGGAGCAGCGGCGACUCCGGGGCCGGGCCAGGGCUUUCCGGGCUUCGGUGAAGCCGCCGUGGGCCCCAUCUUCCGGCGGUCGCCGGAGUUUGUGGUGAUUGUUGCUGCCGCCGCCACCAACCCGGCUGCCAUCUCCUCCUCCUGGACCGCCGCCGCCUCCUCUUCCUCCUCCUCCUGGGCCGGGCCGAUCCCCUCCCCGCUGCCGCCUCCUCCUGGGCUGGGCCCGCGGUGUCUCGUCCCCUCGCGGAGCCGCUCCUGCCGCCGCCGCCGCCGCCUCCUCAUUCAUCCUCGUGCACCAUAGGCGGCACAGGCACCAAGAUGUCCAACCGAGUGGUCUGCCGGGAAGCCAGUCACGCCGGGAGCUGGUACACAGCCUCAGGACCGCAGCUGAAUGCACAGCUAGAAGGUUGGCUUUCACAAGUACAGUCAACAAAAAGACCUGCUAGAGCCAUUAUUGCACCCCAUGCAGGAUAUACGUACUGUGGGUCUUGUGCUGCACAUGCUUACAAACAAGUGGAUCCAUCUAUUACCCGGAGAAUUUUCAUCCUUGGGCCUUCUCAUCAUGUGCCCCUCUCUCGAUGUGCACUUUCCAGUGUGGAUAUAUAUAGGACACCUCUGUAUGACCUUCGUAUUGACCAAAAGAUUUACGGAGAGCUAUGGAAGACAGGAAUGUUUGAACGCAUGACUCUACAAACAGAUGAAGAUGAACACAGUAUUGAAAUGCAUUUGCCUUAUACAGCUAAAGCCAUGGAAAGCCAUAAGGAUGAGUUUACCAUUAUUCCUGUACUGGUUGGAGCUCUGAGUGAGUCAAAAGAACAGGAAUUCGGAAAACUCUUCAGUAAAUAUCUAGCGGAUCCUAGUAAUCUCUUUGUGGUUUCUUCUGAUUUCUGCCACUGGGGUCAAAGGUUCCGUUACAGUUACUAUGAUGAAUCCCAGGGGGAGAUUUAUAGAUCCAUUGAACAUCUAGAUAAAAUGGGUAUGAAUAUUAUAGAACAAUUAGAUCCUGUAUCUUUUAGUAAUUACUUGAAGAAAUACCAUAAUACUAUAUGUGGAAGACAUCCCAUUGGGGUGUUAUUAAAUGCUAUCACAGAGCUCCAGAAGAAUGGAAUGAAUAUGAGCUUUUCCUUUUUGAAUUAUGCCCAGUCAAGCCAGUGUAGAAACUGGCAAGACAGUUCAGUGAGUUACGCAGCUGGAGCACUCACAGUCCACUGAAGCUCUGAAUCCUCAGGGAUGCCACCUGCACAUACUCAUACUCUGUCCAGGGUCCCAGCCUAGCCUCUACCAAGAUAUUGGUUCUGGUUUUGGGGGGAUUCUGAAACCUCAAACUAAUAGAACUUUCUUUUCUUCUUUUCUAGUAGGUGUAGUCCUUCUUAAUUUCAGUUCAUUAAAAAAUGCUUUAUAGUUUUGGGCAGUGGAAGGAAGGCUGGCAUCAAAAAUAUUUUGAUAAUAAAAGGUGACAAUGUAAGGCCCAGUUGUGGCAGACAGUUUUUUGAAAGUAACUUGUAAAGCAUUUACCAUAUUCUAAAUUUGCACUCUUUGCAGACUUGUGCACAUAUAUUCCGCUUUCAGAAUAGUUUUGCAAAUUGUACACAAACAAACAAACAAAAAAGGGUGGAAGCUUUUUAAUAAAGAAAUUGCAUUUAUAAAUGAUCUGUAUUAGAAUAUAAUAAAUCUCCAGUUAUAGACAAUUACUACCCGUGUUGUACAACAGAUACCUUCUAUUUUAGUUGCUAAUAAAGGGCUACACAACUCAAAAUAGUCUGAUUUAAACUUAUUGCUCUGUGGUAUAUAUGAAAAUUGUUUUUUAUUAAUUCCAUCUCAGAAUUGUUGUUAAAAAUGGUAAGCCUCAGCUCUUAUGUGAAAAUAUAUUAGGAUGUAUUUUAUAUUUUACAUAUUUAUGUGAUAUUUUUUGAAUCACAGAAAUUAGAGUUAUAUAAUUUUAAAGUUAACUUUAAAAAUUACAUUCAUUUGUCUUUUUGUGUGUGACAUCCCUUUAUGUCAUUACUAUAUUGUAAUAGAGUAUAAAUUCAAGAUUGGUGAAAGAGCAUACAUGUAGUCCUUUACUUCAGGGAUCAUGUUUGACAGUCUGCAAAUGAGGAAACAUUGAAGAGUGAUGUUAGUGAUUUUCAAAUCAUUGCAGACCAUACACUGCAAUACUUUUAUAGUACUUUAAUCAGUUUGACUCUUUUACUUGAAUUUUUACUAAGAAAUCAUUAACAAUAACAACAACAAAAAACCCCACUGGACUUCCACUUCUACAAUUUUUUUGUUAUGAUUUUUGGUGCGGCUCUUCCAACUAAAAUAAUGGUAUGGUGUUGUAUUUCUUUCUUUUAACAGACCAAUUCUAGUCACUUUAAGGGAAAAAAAGUAAUUUGUUCACUGAAAAAAAGUAAUUUAGCCACCAUGCAUGUUCUAUAUUUUACCUAUUUUAGCACAACACUGGGUAUCCACAUUAUAUUGGAGAGUGCUUACAUCUUCAGUGUUAUGCCAAAAUAGCACAAUUUUAGAUGCCUUGAACAAAUUUUCUUUAAAGAUUUGCUUUUCUCAUUUAUUAAGUAUCAACUCUCUAAACUCAAGAAUGAAAUAAAAUACCACUACCUUUUGGAUUCAAAAUUACGCACUUACGUAUGUGUAGAAAUUAUAGUCUUGCACAUUAGUGAUUUCUCAUUAUAUGUACUUCUGAGUACUAUAAAUAUUUAUUCUUUAUUCUGUUUAAUACACAGUAUAAAAAUUUCCAAAUUGAGUACAGAGUUAAUUUUUAAAAGAAUGUUUUCUGAAUAUCAUAGAAACACAUGAGUAUUGUAGAAAAUUUGGAAAAUACUGAAAAGUGUAAAAAAGAAGAAAUAUUAUCUAUAGUUUCAUUACCCAGAGAUAAAACCGUUAAUAUUUUUCUGUAUUUCCUUUCAGUCUUUAUCUAUGCUAUUUACAUGUAUGAAUGUAUUUGUGUUCGUAUGGGUGUGUAAUAACAAAAUUAAGAUUUUACUGACCAUAUAGUUGUGUACCCUGUUUUUUAUAACCUAAGAUCAUAUACGAACACCUACUCCCUGUCUUUGUAAAUGGUUUUUAAAAAAUGGAUGGCUAAUAUUCUGUUGUAGUCUAUGAAAAUGCUAUAACCAGUUCUCUCUUUGGAUGUUAGGUUGUUUUCUAAUCUUUCACAAUUUUAUAGCGGGAUGGACAUCCUUAUAUAUAAAACUGAAGUUCUAUAUUAGUCUUGUUCUCUAGGAUAUAGUUAUGGGAAUAGAAUAAAUAGUUUACAUAGUAAUAACUUCUUAGACUUUUUAAAACAUUGCCAAAUUACCUUCCAGAAAGAUUGUACCAAAUUAGCAGCAUUGCAUACCCAUUGUGCUGCCCUUCAACACCAUUUUUCAUGUCUUUGACAAUUUGUAAAGAAAUUAAUUGGUUGUUUCUUCAAUUUUUUUAAAUUAUUUUUUUAGUAAAAAUUGCUUCCUAAUUAAUCAUUUACUCUUCUGUAAUUUUAUAGUUGAUUGAUUUUAAAAAAAGACAAUAGGAUUGCUAAGGUUGGUUGGCAUUAACAGGAUUGCACUUUUAAAAGUAGAGUAUUUCAACUGCACUCCACCCUUUUGUGGAACAUGAGCAUAUCUUUUCUGUCUGAUUAUGAAGUAGAGGGAAUUCCAAACUGAUAGUUGAAUGUUGGCUUUUAGUUCUAUCUCUGCCCCUAGUUAGCUAUCUCAACUUAACUGGUUCAUGUUGCAUUGGAAUUUUCACAUCUGUAAAACAUGGAGGUGUUUCAAAGUACUUUGAUGUUGUUACUUCAUUUUGCAAUAGAUUCUGUGUCUUAACGUUAAAUAGCUAUGCGAUUGAAUUAGAUUAGAGGAAUUAUCUUUUGACUUCAACUCUAUGUACAUGAAAAUGAAAAUCUUGUUCUGUAACCUAAAGGGGAAAUUAAUUUGCAUUAUUUAAUGCAGUUAAUAUUACCUAAAAUGUUGAUCUUAAGCUUUCCUAUUUUAAGUGCCUUUAAAAAAUUUUUUACAAUUCAAAUUUAAAAUGUAAAGGAAAUUAUUAGUAGUUCUAUACAGUUGCUUCUUUAUCAUAUCAUGUACUUUUGAGUUUUUUGUAGCAACUGUUUUUUACCAUAGAUUGCACAGAGCAGAAUAUUCAUGGAUUCUUCACUGUCCCAAUAGUGGGUCCUUGAGAAAUGUAUGUUAAAGAUUAGUUCAGUCAUCAGGUAAGUGCUCAGUCUUGGGUGGUGUAAAUCUUUGUACAGAGUAGAAUAAAGAACUAACCAAUGUUCUAGGGUUUAUAUUUACAUAUUCUAAUAUGAAUGUUGGUUUCCUGAAUUAAUUAAUGGUUAUUGUUCUAGAUCUCAAAUUUUGCUUUGGAAGCAAAUUGUUCAUUCCCCUAGAUUAGGGGUUGGUGGAUGUUUUCUGUGAAGGACCAGAUAGUAUUUUGGGCUUCACAGGCUGUAUGGUCUCUAGCUACAACUCUUCUCCUUUGCCAUUAUAGUACAAAAGUAGCCAUAGACAAUAUGUAAUCAAAGGAAUGUGACUAUGUUUUAAUAAAACUUUAUUUACACAGCGAUGAUGCACUGGAUUGGCCUGCAGACCAUAAUUUGCUGUCUCUUGCCCUAGAUUGUGUAGUUUGUUCAAAGAUAGCUAAAAAUCUUUACUUCAACAAGUGAUUGAUUUUAAUUUUCUUCUUUUCCAACCCUGUCUUGAUUUGAUGCAGUCUAAUUGGAUUUGAGUGUUAUGAUCAUAAAGGCAAAAGGAAAGUGAGUAAGGAAAACUAGGUCUUUAUUUGCUAAAAUCCAUUGAGUUUACUUUACUGACAUAUUAAUCAAAAGGAGUGGUCAAUGGAGGUAGUGAUUGUAACAAAUUCAUUAUUUUUCAUUUUUGGUGCUGGAGAUUGAACCCAGGACUUGUGCAUGAUAAAGUACAUGUACUAUUACUGAGGUACAUCCUCAACCUGUUGCAAAUUCUUUAAAUUAUUUUAAGUACUUGGCUACCUAGAUGAUAGCAAAGGAUAGUUCGAAUGCACUUUUUGAUCUAACUGCAUACUUUGGAAUUCUAGACCAAUAUAUUUUUAAAAACUAUGAAAUGUGAGUUUAUUUUGCUAUGUUGACUUUUGGAAAAAUAACUACCAUCUUAUAUCAGCAUCGUUUUAUUUAAAUAAUGACCUCCCUCCCCCUGACUAUUAAGGAAUAUUUAAACUCAGAAUAAAGGAGAGUAAUUUAACUUGAAUAACUUUAAGGUGAUAAAAUUAUUACAUUGUUAUUUUCUCAUUUAUUUAGGAUCAACCGGAGAAAAAACAUACCUCAUCAAGUAGUAGUAUCUAGUCUAUAACGUGGCGUCUGGGAAGGGCUGUGAUAUAGUUGUUGAAAGACCUAAUGCAGGCAGUUGUAAACUGUAAUGGAGUGGAUAACAGUUAUAAGCCACAUUUACACUGCUGUUUGGACUAAAAAAUGUAUCAACUGUAAGUGCCACACUGUGAACUAGAGUGUCAGUAGGGAGGCAGCCGGAUGAUGAAAACCUGUGUGGAGUAGGAUGUAGUUGAUGAAAUUUGUGAUAUUUACUUUGGAGAAGAUAAGUUUAAGGAGAGGAAGCUUUCUUUAGAUGUUUCUAAAUGCACAUAUAUAAGAGGAAUAGACUUGUUUUGUUUUGUAGGUAGAAAAACCAAGAGUAAAAAAUGAUGGUUUCUAGUUCCACGUAUAAUGUUCUAUAUGAGGAUUUCUAGUAAUGAAAAUUGGCUCUGUCCAUAUAAAAUCAUUGGAAAUGGUCAGACAAAAGCUAGGUGAGUGAUUUUCAAAGAAGAGUCCCUGAACUAUUAAGACUUCAGUAUCACCUGAAGAUAUUUUAUAGAUAAUUAAUGCGUAUGGCUUUAAUAAUUACUAUUAUAGAUCAUCAAGCUGAGAAAGCUAAUAAAAUUAGCACGAAUAAAAUGGAAUUUACCUCUUGUAUAAAACUAUUAAAUUAUUUUCAAAUCAAAAUUAAUUUUGAUUACUUACUACUAACUGAACAGAUUAUAAGUUGAAAAGAUGAUUAUCACUUAGUUGUUAGUGGUGGUACCUUAGAAUAAUUAAUUUCUUUGUUCAAGUUAAAGCAUUUAGAUAGAAAACAAAGUUCUGCUAAUAGCAGAACUGUUUCCUAAUAGAAAUUUUUAAAUUUGUCUCUGAAUAAGUGGCUACUUUUCUUAAACAGAGGUGCUUCUUCAAUCUAAAACACAGCCAUAUCAGUAACAGAAAAGGGUACUGACAAAACAUACUGUUUUUGUAUCUAUUGGUGUUAAAAUAUUAGGAGGAAAACCAGAAGCAACUGGCAGAUAGGAAUUUUUCCUGUUGUUUUUCUGUUACUCCCAGUACACGCUUGCAUGUAUGGCUGAGUGGUAUGGCAUGCCAUCGUCAGCGACCAUGCUACACAUUUUUAUAGAUGCUCCCUCAGCUAAUAGUGAUCACUGAGACUUCUGCCUCCUUUGAUUUUUUUUUUUUCCCCUAUCUUGUCGCCACAAGUUCAUUAGUACUAUGUGAAGAACUUUAGUGUUUCAGAUUUGUCAUUUAUUCCAGGGUUUUCUGGGGAUUCCAGAGUAGUUUAUACCAGGAUAUAUUAGAUUACCAUGCGUGUGUGGACAUGCAGAGGUAUGCUUGCACAUUCAGAGCUUUGGUCAUCACACUAUGAAAAUAAUGAGAAAAAAAAAAAAGCCAGUUCUUUUGAUUUUGAAAGCCAUAAUAUAAUGCGAUU